UCGCGUAGAAAUGCAUGAGUUCUGCUUAUCACGCUUCGCUGCAGCGCGUGAAUAACAAGAGCUUAGAAAAAAGGUGGUAUCAAGGUAGACAAAAGUGUAUGGGUGGAGAAAGAAGUUGGAGAUACGGAGGUUAGUGAAAAUGUCGAAAGUUUAAAAGAUAUCAGAUAGUAAAAAUACACUCAUGUCAUUGUGACACAUUUCUAGCUAUAAUGCUAAAGCUUUCCAGCUAUUGGCUUGUAUUAUCUCUAGGAUCGUAGGCAGGUGGCUUAUACAUUUCUACUGUUUGGAUCACUACAGUCAACAUGCAAAUAACUAACUUUUACGAAGACAGAAAUAUCGAAACAAUCCCAUUUAAACAUAGGAAAACAUAUGAUUGGAGCGAAGAAAAGUUUUUCUUUCCGAUGAAAUCAUUCUCUGUACAUUUGUAAACAUACGGUGAAAAAAAUAGGACAUUCCAGGGUAAUUACUGGUCAAAGAUCAAUGUAAAUUGAAUAACAAAGGGACGUUACAUAGUGGGAAAAUAAACAAAGUGAUUACAAAAUAAAAACGGCUGCAUCAUGUGUGGGUUAUAUACAGUGGGCAAUAAUUCAUAGUGGCUAUGGCAAAGAAAAAGGUUGUAUAUGCUUCUUUUAAACGAACAAUGGUGGUUUGAAUUCUUUUGAGUCGUUAAUGCUUCAGCCAUGCAUAGGUGUCUUAGCUUCACUUCUUUCGAGUGGUUUGGUCGCACUCUGUACAAAAUUUCGAAGGACUUGUCAAAGGGAGCCUGUCUGUUACAGAGCUGAAAAUGCAUUUCCGUCCUCGCUUUGUCAGCCAGGGUGGAUAGUGUUCACGAACGCACUGCAUAAGCUGGCCCAUGAUACGCACAAUGUACUUGGCUCCACAGCAGCGCGUAAACUGAUAUACAUACAAUGAUGUAGCCCAAUGCUCUGGCCUACCCUUUAUGUACUGACGAAUGAGUUUCUGAUAGGAGAAUGUGAUCCUAAGAUUGGCGGCAAAGAAUGUUCUGUUUAUGGGCCUUCGUCAUCUCUUCCUAAGUAUAUCUACUGCAUUGUCUCCCUUGAUUUCGAAGUUCUGUGGUAAAAUCUUUUUCGGAGCAGUACACACGCGUACUGUAAUGUUUUUCGGCUUUAAAUUCUUAUCUAUAAAUUUCCCUGGGUAUCUGUUUUUCAUCAGUGUUUCUUACAAGUUUUCUAGUUCAUCAUUGAUUGUAUCCUCUGUGCAUAUUCUUCGUAUUCUUGAGGAAAGUGAAUUGAUAAAACUCUUGUUUCUGAUUAAGGGCAUAUAACUGUGAAAAUUAAUAAACUGCCCGCUCCAAUUGAGAUUUCUGUAAAUAGAUCUCUGAAGUGAACUGUCAUCUUUGAAACUGAAAGUCAAAGAAGUAGAAUUCCGAGUUCAAUUCUUCUUCUGAAGUGGGUUUCAUAAAGAGAUGAGCACUAAUGAACUUUUGAAGUAGGUUUUUGAGAUUCGUAUUCUCAUCUCAAAUAAUAAUCAGAUAAUUGUUCAAACUGUCCAUCGCAACAGUCCGAGUCACAAGUGCAGCAAAUACUUCCUGUGUGAUAUGAGAAUGCUUCUUGUUUAUUUAGAUAACGUUUUAUUCCAACUAAAAAGUGAAGGUUUUCGCAUCGAAUAAUUUCAAUUACCAGACAUGACUGAAACUGGUGGACUAACUAGAUCUCUUAAAACUUUCAAGAGACCUUUGUAACAGGAAUAGAGAAGAGAUGCCAUCAAAAGAUGAAAUGACCAACUGGACUCCUCAUCUAUAUCCACCAGGUUCCUAGUCAUUGGUUUCAAUGAUAAGGGAAUGAAAGAUAUUGUACUUUGUUCUUCUUUAAAUUGCCUAUCGGUACUGAGCAAUUGUAUUAGUCAAUAGAUUACAGUAAGUUUUGAGUUCUGUUUAAUUUAUCGUGUAGAAAUUUACAAAUAGUGUAUCUGUUCUAAGUUGUGUUCCCGUUAUGUACCAGUGCAAGGUUAUUCUAAAUGUGUCAAUUUUAGAAAUCUAACUGUUUAAGUCAAGUAUUGGUUGAUUGAUAGGUUAGAGUGAUAUGCUGUCAGCGAGUUUCAAUCGCCUAUUAGAUUGCAUUUAAUAUAUACAAGUGAUGAAAGUCUCUAAACUGAAUGGCUUACUUGUUAUAACCAGAAAUGAGAUGGUAUUAAUAUGUAUGCACAAGAGAGACGAUACAGAAUAAAAAUGUGUAUUCAUGACUGACUGUAACAAUAAUAUCCACUGAAGACCAAAAUGCUAAUGAGUCAGUACAAGAGAUAAUUUCUAUUGACAGAUAGACUAAAGAUUGUUAGUUUAAGGUGUCUUUCAGAUGUAGUGGAAAAAGAGGGUGCUGCUGUAUAUUGAUUCAUAAAAUAACGACGAGUCAAAGAUAAAAAAUAAAGUUAACUAAUUUUACUUGAUUGGUAGGUGAUUCAAAUUGUCUUGGACAAUCCAUUUCCUAUCAUCUUAGCUAAAGUGAUGACUGGAAUAUCUGCUAUAGAUAUAAGCAGAAAUCGUGAUAAAUUGGCUGCACUUGACGAUAAUGGAACUAUGAGUGUGUUUUCAAUAGAAACUAAAGACAUUUUAUUUCAGGAACCUAACGUUCUUAGUAUUGCCUGGAGUACAACUGAUAAUGAUUUACUGGCUUACAGUGGAGAAGAUUUAUUAUUUAUCAAAAAUGGACAAUUCCCAAGUCAUUGUCAAUACACUAAGGGAAUAGCGUUGAGUUUCACCGGUUCUGUUGUUUAUUGUUUACAUGAAAGUAUUAUCAAUCGUGUAGAGAUCUCAUUAAGCCCUGCUGUAUAUCAUUAUUUGGGAGCUGGUCAGAUAAAUGAAGCCUAUCAACUGGCUUGUUAUGGAUUAACAGAUCCAGAUUGGAAAGUUAUGGGACGAAUUGCUUUAAACAAACUUAACUUAAAGGUGGCAAAGUAUGCCUACAUGCAUUUAGGAGAUGUACUUAUGCUUACGUUUAUUCAACAACUGGAGGAAAGAUAUAAACGUGGAGAAUGGACUGAAAAAGAUUUGACUAUCAACUCCAAUGCAUUAGUCGCUUUAGGUGAUAUUUCAGCUUACUUGGGAUAUUUCAAUGAAGCAGGUGUUUAUUACAAUCGAGCUGGUUCCAAUUCAGGUGGUCAGCAGAAAAUAAUUGAAAUGUAUACUGAUUUACGUCGCUUUGAAGAGGCACGGGAAGCUAUGACUGCAAGGGGUGAUGAUACUAGUGAAUGUAAACAGUUGUUGGCUAAACAUGCAGAUUGGGCUAAAUCUACAAAUGAACACCGAUCAGCAGCGAAAAUGUAUAUCGAUGCAGGAGAGUUUAUGAAAGCUAUUGAAAUAUCUGAUCAACAUGGAUGGACUGAUAUCUUGUUGGAUAUCAGCCGACGUUUAGAUAAAGGUGAUCAUGAAUAUUUAGAGCGUUGUGCACGUAGUUUAGCUCGCCUUGGUGAAUAUGCUUUUGCUGCUGAUUGUUAUGCCAAGUAUGGAAACAUUGAAAAUCAGUUGAACUUGUAUAUUGAAUCACAUAGUUGGGAAGAAGCCUUCAGUUUAGCUGAAAAGCAUCGUGAUUACAUGGAGAAGGUCUAUGUACCAUAUGCUCAUUGGUUAGCAGAAAAUGAUAAGUUUGAAGAAGCUCAAGCAGCAUUUACUAAGGCUGGUUUACAGAAUGAAGCUAUUUCUGUACUGGAACAAUUAGCUACUUGUGCUGCUAAAGAAUCACGUUUCGAUGACGCUGGCUUUUAUUACUGGAAAUUAUCUGCUUUAUGCUUGGAUAUGUUGAGAAGUGAAACAACUACAAAAAAGUAUCAUGAUUUAUUGGAUAAAUAUUAUAAUUUUCAAAGGAAAGCUGAUGUCUACUAUGUUUAUAACAAUAUAUAUCGUUUUCUGCAUGAGCCAUUUGCUUCACAUAUGCCUGAAACAUACUUCAAUAUGGCACGUUAUUUGACACAUAUACUACAAUUUGGUGAAGUACCUGAAGUUUCCAAGGCCGCAGUCCUGUAUACUUUAGCUAAACACGGUCGUUCAUUGGGUGCAUACAAACUCACUAAACAAAUCUACAACCGACUACAAUCCCUUCAUAUGUCAUCCAAAAUGCGUGAAGAAGUUGAACUUGCAAGUAUUACAAUUAAUUCUGGACCAAUGAUUGACUCUGAAGAGAUUAGUACUAUCUGCUAUCGUUGCUCAGCUACAAAUCCACUUUUAAACACCUUGGGAAAUCGAUGCAUAAACUGUAGAGAACCUUUUAUUUAUUCAUUCAUAACCCUUGAACAAUUGCCAGUUGUUGAAUUUAUCCCUGAAGAUGACUUAUCUUAUGAAGAAGUGGUCAGUUAUUUACAAACUGAACCGUUACCGUCAUUUGAUGGGAAAGUGGAAAAUGAUAAUGAAAAGACUGAUCAAAUCAACAAUAGUUAUUCACAGACACUUAAAAUUUCUCAUGAACAUGAUAACAAUAAAUUGAGUCGAGAUGCAUUCACGGCGAAGUUGCUGAAUUCAGAUCUUAUAUCUGGUACAUAUUCUCCUGUUCAACUGGACAUUACUACAUUGAAAGGAAUCCCUUUUAACGAAGUGAUAAUUAUAAAUAAUUCUCCGUUAAGACCACGUUAUUAUAAAUCAGUACUGCCGGAUGUUAGCAUAACACAAUGUUUAGUUUGUCAUAAACUUUUCUAUUCUGAUGAUUAUGAAUUGGUAUCAUUGCAACAGGGUCGUUGCCCUUAUUGUCAUACACCGAAAGAAUAAAAUAACAAGGAUUUACUCGAAUAUGCAAGCAUAAUUGCAGACAAGUGGACUGUUUUGCCUAUUAGUCAAAAUAUAAACGUACAAUGAAGGUGUUGUAUAAAUACUACCUGUCAAGUUAAUAUAUUUGCUAUAAACCAAACAAAAAUCCCGCCAAAUAUGCUUUCUUUAUUAAGAUUCCAAUUAAACACAUCAAAUAACUUCUUAUGAACAAUAUUACCACCUAUUACACCAUUAGUGUUAUUGUGUGUCUUAUGGAUUUACUAAAAGAUUUGGUUAAAUCUGUUGAUUGUAAAAUGCUUCCUUUGUUAUGCCGUACAUUUUUGUGAAUAUACAGAUAUAUACAUGUAUUCAGAGUA
Molecule: messenger RNA, 5067 nt
Organism: Heterobilharzia americana
Lineage: Eukaryota; Metazoa; Platyhelminthes; Trematoda; Strigeidida; Schistosomatidae
Source: the annotation of a GenBank genome assembly